Molecule: messenger RNA, 858 nt
Organism: Miscanthus lutarioriparius
Lineage: Eukaryota; Viridiplantae; Streptophyta; Magnoliopsida; Poales; Poaceae
Source: the annotation of a GenBank genome assembly
AUGCAUGGAAGUGAUACAGGUGCAUACGACGCUGAAGGAAGGUUUGUUCCUGCAAAGUUUGAAGAAAUAUUCACAAAGCAUGCAAAGGUCAGGCCAGAUGCGUUAACGUCUGAGGAGAUUGAGGAGAUGAUUCUAGCAAAUCGAGAUCCGUUAGACCCCCAAUCAUGGUCUGCACCUGAAGCAGAAUGGGGAUUGACAUACAAGCUUGCAAGUGAUAAGCAAGGAUUCCUUCACAAGGACUCUGCAAGAGGCAUAUAUGAUGGAAGUGCCGCGGUGAGUGUGAGGGCACUACCUGACGGUGGUAGCUCCAACUCCAACAUGACAGAACUCCAGAUGCAUGUGUCAUUCUUCGACAGGAACAAAGAUGGCAUUCUCACUCCUUUUGAAACUUUCCAAGGAUUUGUUGCUAUCGGAUGUGAAAUUGCCUUCUCCACCGCGGCUGCAUCAACAAUUCAUACUGCUCUCGCUCCUUUAACCAACCCUCCUGGUGCACUGCCACCUUACGUAAAUAUCUACGUGGAGUACAUCCACAAAGCGAUUCAUGGAAGCGACACCGGUGCCUAUGAUUCCAAAGGAAGGUUUGUCCAGGAAAAAUUUGACGAAAUAUUUACGAAGCAUGCUCAUAUCAGAAAAGACGCCUUGUCGCUCUUGGAGGUAGAAGAGAUGCUCACAUUCAACCGGGAUGUUCUUGAUCCUGCAUCAUGGGCUGCGGCUGAGGCCGAGUGGCAGCUGAUCUACCAGCUAGCCCACGACAGGUAUGGGUUUCUUACCAAGGAACGCGCGAGGGGCAUCUACAACGGGAACAUCUUUGUUGAGCUUGAGGAACGCAGCAGGAGACCUCUUCACAGCAACGCAUGA